UGUUUACCAAACAGAACUUGGUGUUUCCUAGGCUUAAUCCUCCUUUGUGGUUAAGUUUCUUUUACAACAUGAAAAAGGAAGAUUUUCCUCCCAAAAAGAUAACAGUCAUUUGCACCUAUCUGUCAAGGCUUUGCCCAGCAUUCUCAUCCUAUUUGGCAUCCACUUUGACCCCUAUCAUUCUCUUCCUCCUGGUUCAGCAUCUUUGCCACAGGUUGUCCUGGAAUUACAAACACCUAGCAAGAAAUAGAUAUACUCACAGAUGCAGAAACAAUACAGAUGUACCUACCCACAAAGACAAGAUAAGCUGAGAAAGUCUUGCCCUCUUUUGAAAAGGACAAGGCAUUGGGAAAGGUUUUCCCAUCUCUAAGACUUUGGAGUGAUGCUCCUGUCCAAAGCAGAGAGGACUAGUUCCUUUCUACUAAUUUGUAGUUAACAUAGAGAAGAUUGAAGACUUAAUCCCACCUAUGGAAGGGACUUUGGAGAUGGGCCAGAUGCCAUCACCACAGGAAUUCAGUCAGAAUCAAAUUACUGUUGGUGAUUUCCUGCAUGUUUUGGCUUUUCGAUUAAGAUGAAAUGUGCCACAGUGAACAUGUGUGCACGCUGAGAGGAGAAAUAACUCGAUGGCUGGGUUGAUUGUAGCCUCUCCCAUGACUUCACGGACAGGUAAAGUUGAGCAGGUGUCUGGAAAACAACAACAACAACAACAAAAAACCCCACUAAACUUCUGAUACCAACAAGGAAGACAGAAAAGACGGAGGCAUCACAGUCUUACGUAUACAGACUUGAAAGACUUGAAGCUGUAAGCCAAGGGGGGUGGCCAGAUAAGACAAAUGGUUUUUCAUUGGAAUUACUGCAUAGUUAGAACUUGACAAAAACUGGAUUUCCUUUCCGAGGUGAUAGGGUCUGAGCUCAAGCCAGAAUUGGGCCUGUCCGGCUCGUGCAGCAGCCAGAGGCCCCCCGACAGCACUCUGGUGGUGUUUGCAUGAAUGCAAUCACGGCUGUCUCUGGGCUUAAGUUACCGGAGGUCAGACACCCAUUUGUCCUGGGGCGGGGGCAGGGGGCAGGUUCCUGGUGUGUACUUUCCUUGCCUUCCCAGCCUCGGCACCUCGUAAACCAGAUUGUGUUGCUGCAGCUUCAUACAGGUGCUCAGUUAGGUUUCUCCAUAAAAGAUUAUGAACAGGUGAAAUGUCAUUCUUCUAGAGAAGGGAUGGUUGGUUUGUUUUUUUCCUUUAACAGGGUAGUGACUUCACAAAAGUGCCAAGAUGGCAAAAUUACAAAACAAAACAGUAUUAUGAUACCAUUAAAUAUGGAACAUUAAACUAUUUAUAUUUAGCACUGCUCUUCAAAACAAAAUACAGAUAUGUCUGUAGGUGUAGUCAAAGCUUUAAUAAGUAAUACCUUUCUGUAUUUAAAUCAGAGUAACUCUGUAUCGAGUACAGUGUCUUUUUCCUCAUGCACAUGUUAUGUUGAAGAAAAUGUUUACAAAAAUGGUUUUGUUACACUAAUGUGCAUCAUGUAUUUAUGGUUUAUUUUUAAAGUGAUUUUUUAUUUUAUUUAGGUUUUCGUCUUAGUUGCAGUCCGUUUACAGUGAUUCAUAAUCCCUAAUUUUGCCAAUUAUAAAUUUGCUCAACAGUAAUACAAAUGACAGACUGCAUUAAAUUUACUAAUCCUAGAGCUACAAAGCAGACUGGUGGCAAGUACGUGGCCUCCCCUCCCACCCCCCAGUGCUAACUUGUCUUAUGUGUAUUAUGAAAAUUACUGUUGGCCCCUCCCCCCUUUUUCUUUAAAUAAAAUAAAAAUGACACCUAUGUUAAUGUGGCAUGAGUUUCAAAUAUAUUCUGAUCCUUCAGAAUGUUUCCUUUCCAUAUAAAUCCAUACUUUAUGCAUACCUCCACCCCUGGCUAGAGAGGGUGGCUCCAUAUCCUGCCAUCUCCUGUAACAGGGUUGUUUGUUAAAGGUGAGCUCUUGAUCAUCAUGUUCUUGAAGCCAAGAAUGGGUAAAGCUGAUCCCUAAAGAAGAUGUAGGUUUUAUUUUUGCAAGUCUGAAUUGAAUCAAAAAAUAAAAUAGCAUGAUGUCUGUAUCUAAUAGGACAAUUGAAGUAGCCCUUCCUCAAAUUGGCACCAUCAAUACUAACUUAAGCCUAGUAAUUGGAAGGCCUUUGUGGCCAAGCCCUUAGCAUGUGCCCCAUUGAUUUCCCCCAGAGAUCUGGCAGGCUUGAUCCCCAUUGGAUAGAUGUGGGACCACAUCACCAUGAUCAGCGCCUUGGCCAAGCCUCCAGGGUUGCAGAGGGUGGCCACACAACAUUAUCAUAAAUCAAAUGUUUAGAACCAGCUCCUUUGUGCUUCAUAUUAGAAACAUGUUAUUUCUUUAAGGUGAAAAUAAAAUUGUAAAUACCUAGGCCACCAAGUGAGUAUGUUUUUUCUUUUCCUACUUGAUAUUUGUUGCAGCUGGUGGAUGAUUAGGAAUAAAAAUCUAGUGGAGGGCUAGUUGUCUUGGGACCAUCAUUCAUCCCUCCUGUACCUAGUUCAUCCUCCACUGCUGUGGUCUCACUUAAAGCAAGCAACCAGGAUGAAAUCAGCCCCUGUAACUGACACCAGCUCAAUGUUUUGACAUCACAUUAAGGGUUCAGUGAAAUUGCUACCUUCUCUGCCAUCUCUGACUUCAACAACAACAGAUGCCCGUGUUUCAUUUGCUAAGUACAUGUACCCUUGAACAACAUGGGAGCUGGGGUCACCAGCCCCUUGUGCCAUCCAAACUCUUGAGUGUAACUUUUGACUCCCCCAAAACUUAACUAUCAGUAGCCUACUAUUGAUUGAUCAGAAGCCUUACCAAUAACAUAAACAGUCAAUUAACCCUAUUUUAUAUAUUUAUAUACCAUAUUCUUAAAGUAGGCUAGAGAAAAGAAAAUGUUAUUAAAGUAGUAAGGAAGAGAAAAUACAUUUGCACUCAUGUACUGUAAAAAAUCCACAUGUAGGUGGAUCCACACAGUUCAAACCUAUGGUCAAGGGUCGACUGUAGUUGUUAGAAAGUAAAACUGAAAAAAAGAAAAUGCAAUUAAAAGUUGGGAGAAGUUAUUACUACAUUUUCUUAUGGGAGAAAUAACAGGUUCAGUUAUAGGUUCUCAUACCUGGUCUACUUCUUUCAUCUUAAGAUUAAUCCUAUUAUAUCCAGGUUUCAAAAUCUUGGUGAAGCUGUCCCAUCUCUGCCUCUGCCUUCCUUACCUUGUCUAUGCUUACAGUCAAUAACCUGUCCUGGUCUCUGAUAACUGGAUUGUUUUUGCUUACUCUUUGUUUCUGUCUGAAUACAGGGCCUGCAUAUGAGCUAAGGUUGGCUCUCAGGGUUGACUCCCAAAUGCUUCUCCAAAUCUACCAAACAUGUUGCUGGCGGUGAACAGGCCCUCAGAAAUUCCUGGUGGUUUGCUUAAGUAGCAUGAAAUUAAAACCCUGAUGUUAGUCCAAGGGGAAACCAGCACUCCUGUGCCCUGUGGGCCUUGUGAGGAAGUGCCCUGGUGUACACAGGUCCCAGGAAGGGUGUGGAGCGGUAGCUUAUUGGGCACAGCACAAGGCCACCCAGUGCUAUAACAGGCCAUAAUACUCACCAGUCCCUGCUGCUGCAGGUUGGCUUCCUAUAAUAACAGGACCCUUGAUUCCUAGGUCCUAUCUCCUAGUUUGCUUGAUUAUCGGAAAUUUGAAUUUGAUGGUCCAGCUCAAAAUGCCCCCUAGAAGUUCUGUGGAAAGAUGUCAAGCUUGAGCAAGGCAAUUCUGCCCCUUCCUUAAAUUUGUUGAGAUGUCAGACAUAACUACAAACCUUAGAAACCAAUAUUACACAACUUUUUCAUAAUAAAUGAUACUAAAUAAUGCCUUGAUUAUUUUUUUAACAGCUUUACUGAGCUAUAGUUCACAUAACCGUACAGUUCAGUGGCUAUUAGCCUAUUCAGACCUGUGCAUAUAUCACUACCACAAUCAAUUCUUAAACAUUUUUUAUUAUCUUUGCUAUUACCUCCUUGUCACCCCACCUCUUCAUCCCCCUAAAGUUUUAGGCAACUACUAAUCUUUUCCAAUAUGGAUUUGCCUUUUCUGGACAUUUCAUAUAAAUGAAAUCCUACAAUGUGCAUCCUUUAUGACCCGCUUUUUUGAUUUAGCAGAAUGUUUUAGGAUUUAUCCUUGCAGCAUGUAUCAGUACUUCAUUUAUUUUUAUUAGCAUCCUUGGUUCUUCACCUUUGUCACUGGUGCCUGCCUUCAGCUUUAAAACCAACCACCUACCUCACUGAUAGCCAACCGUGUUCUAGCCUCAAAUGAAAACUGCAGAGUUAACCAUCCACCCCACAGGGGAAGCAGGUGACAAGCGGCUUCAGAAAUGGAUUCCUGCUAAGGUGUGUUUUCAGUUUGAACUCUUAGAAACACAGUGAUCCCCCCAACCACCGCCCUGGAGAGAUCUUGAUGCUAAACAUCAGGCUCAUCACAGGACAGGUACAGGGUGGUCAAGGUUUGGAAUGGAGGACUGUUUGGGAAGCACUCCUACCUGCCCACAGAGAGCAGCUCUCCAACCCCCAGGAAGGUUGGGACUGGCAGGUGUUCUGCUUGUGUCCAAGGCCUGGAUCAGGGUAUGCAGCCGGUCCCUCUAACUUUUGUGUGCUCACCCCUAGGAAGGGACACAAAAGCUGGUAUUGCUGAGCCAGAUCCCUUUUUGUCAUGGGAGAAUACUUAAAACUCAUAUUUCAGAAGGGUCUUGUUAAGUUGGCUGCUCUUUUGUAUCUUACUGGCAUCAAGGACAUUUCUUUGGUGUUGCCUCCUGGGAGGCCUUCUAAUUGUCCUCCACUUUCCCUUGCAGUGUACAUCGUUGAGUAAGCGUGGACACUAGUAACUUCUGGGAACUUGGUGGCAUUUUGGUCAAUCUAACAAGUUGAGCAACCACUGGGUGCUGAGCAGUCUUGAGGCUCCAUGCCCAGUGUGAGGCCCAAUGUGAGGAUUGAACUCAUGGCCCUGAGAUCAAGACCCAAGCUGAGAUCAAGAGUCAGAUGUUCCACCAACAGAGCCACCCAGGUGCCCCAAAGCUUAAAAGACUUUUAAGACUCCCUGUAUUAUUUAUUGAGUAGUACAGGCUACUAACAUUAUGUACAAAUUGUUCCAAAUUUUCUAAAGCCUAACGUGUAUGUCUAUAUAGAAAAAAAUCUACAGAAUUAUAAUGAUGCAUAUUUACAAAGCUUUAUUCCCUGUUAUGGGAUGUUUGUUUUCUUUUUCAUGCUUUUCUGUGUUUUCUACAUUUUCUACAGUCAACAUAUAUAGAAUUUUUAAUAUGGAAAGAAAACUUAAAAAUGGCCAUGUUCUGGUUACCUGCCCUUUCUCCUUCCAAGCUGAACAGAUUUGGUUUAGGCUUGUGACCCCAGGCCUUCCACUCACUUCUGGCUGGGGCUUGAUAGGUUGAGGUUGCCCCAUCUGCCUGCAGGUGGACGAUCGGGAAUGGGUAUAGGCUCACUCUGACAAGGAGACUGGUGGACAAGUUUCCUGGAAAUUUUUGAAAAAAGUGUCUUCACUUUUGAGCAAGAGCUGCAGGAACAGACUACUGCUUUCUAGCUGAGAGGCCUGCUGCCAUGGGAUGAAGCCAACACACAGAGGAGAGCAGCAGGAGGGUCUCAGGGAACAGGCCAGGGCUCAGGGUCAUCCAGCAUGGGGCUGCCUGACCGCUGGCUGCCCAGGCAGGAGACCUGACACCUGUCAUCGUGUUUAAGCCAAUUCAAACUGGGAUUUCUAAUCCUUUCAUCCUAAAACAUCCUGACAGAAGAGGCUCCUUCUGAAAUCCUUGCUGCUGUUGGCCAUUGGACAGUGUUUUCCUUCUUUGAUCCAACCUGUCAACUCUAGCAAGUGAGCAAAGCUUAGUUGAUUUGAGACCACUAAGCUCAGGCUACCAACUUAGAAGGAAGGUGUUCUAGCUUAAGAAGGACUUCUAAACCCCUAGGAUGUAAAUAAACAUCUCUAAAGAUUUUUCUCGGAUUUGUAUUAUUUCUUAUAUUUAAAUUUUAAUUCAUCAGGAGUUUAUUUUUGUAUAUAGUGUGUGAAAGGGGAUUCAGCGUUCUUUUUUCCCAGGUGAUAGGUAGUUGUGUUAGUAACUUCCUUUACCAGUAGUGUGAAUAACAUUUUAAACAUCAAUAAAAAAAAUUUCCAUCUAAGCAUCUGCCUUUGGCUCAGGUCCUGAUUCCCAGGAUCCUGGGAUUGAGUCCCACAUCAGGCUCCCUGCUCAGUGAGGAGUCUGCUUCUCCCUCUGCCCCUCCCCCCCAUUUGUGCUCUCACUCUCUCUCUCAAAUAAAUAAAAUCUUAAAAAAAUAUUUCCAUCUGUAUUCAUAGGAGGCAUUGGUCUAUUCUCUCUUUUUAUUGUUAUUAUUGUUAUAAAGUUUGUGUUCAAGUGAUGCUAGAUUUGUGAAAUAAAUCGAGGAUAUUGCCACAUUUCUAUAGUUUGAGAUAGAUUAAAUGAAAUUAGAAUUAACUGAGAACUGGGACUCAGUUGGGACCAUCUGGUCCCAGGUGUUUUUAUCAAUGGUAUAUUUUUAAUUGCCAUUUCAGGUUCAUCUAUGGUAAUUGAUUUAUUCAAGGUUUCCACUUCUUGGUUUAAUUCUGGUAAUUUUACAUUUUUCAAGGAAACCAUCUGUUUCCAAGUAUGUUGCCAUAAGGUUGUAAGUAAUAUUUUUACAAGUCUCACCUGUCUCUGUGUCCUUGACUUUCUGAUUUUGUCAUUCUAUUUUUGUAUCCUUUUGCUGUUUAUUUUUGCCUUUAUCCAUCUCACAAAAGUUUACAUUAUUAGUCUUUUCAAUGAAAUGCUUUUGGAUUUGUUUAUCCUUCCUAUGUUUUCUUUCUAUGUUUCUAUUACAUAGAUUUUAGCCUUUAUUAAGUUCUUCUUCCAACUCUUUGUGCUUUAAUUUAUUGUUCCCUUACUAAUUUCUUAAAAUGAGAACUGCUAUGGGUUGAAUUGUGUUGAAUAAUAUGUUGAAAUCCUAACUUCCUAUACCUAAGAAUCUGACUUUACCUGGAAAGAGGGCCAUUGUAGAUGUAAUUAGUUAAGAUGAGGUCAUACUGGAGUAGGAUGGGUCCUUAAUUCCAUAUGACUGGUGUCCUUAUACAAACACAGCCAUGUGAAGAAACAGAGGCAAAGAGAGAACAACAUGUAAAAUGGAGGCAGAGAUUGAAAUAUAUAUGCUUCUACAAGCCAAGGAACAUCUGUGCCUACCAGAAACUGAAAGAAGUAAGGACAGAUCUUUCACUGGAGGUUUUGGAGGGAGCAUGGCCUGGCUAACACCUGAUUUCAGACUUCUAGUCUUCAGAAGUAUGAAAUAAUAAAUUUCUGUUGUUUUAAGCCACACAAUUUAUGGUGCUUUGUUAUGGCCACCCUGGGAAACUAACACAUGUACUAAAUUCCUUAUUUAUUAAUUUUAAUUUUUCAUCAAGAAACAUAUUUGAAAUUUUAAAUAUGGAUAAUAAUUUCAUUUUGAUUUUUUUUUUUAUCCAAAGCUUAUCUAGCUCUGGGUUUCAUAAUUUCCAAGUAAAGAAAUUUUUUUUGAAGAUUUUAUUUAUUUAUUUGACAGAGAGAGACACAGCGAGAGAGGGAACACAAGCAGGGGGAGUGGGAGAGGGAGAAGCAGGCUUCCUGCAGGGCAGAGAGCCCAAUGCAGGGCUCAAUCCCAGGACCCUGGGAUCAUGACCUGAGCCAAAGGCAGUUGCUUAACGACUGAGCCACCCAGGCAUCCCCAAGUAAAGAAAUUUAAAAAUUAAUGGUUUUUUAAAUGACUUCUAAUUUUAUUAAAUUAUUAUUAUAACCCUAUCAAAUUCCUAAUUUUUAAAUUUCUUAAAAUUUUCUUCAUACCUAAGAAAUUAAUCAGUUUUGUCAGUGUUAGAUGGGCAAAUGGAAAAAAAAGUAUGUUUUCUAUUUAACAAAUGUGACAGUCAUAUAUAUCUACUAAUUGACUUUCUUGAUCAGCUUAUUAAAUUUUUCUAUGUCCUUACUCAUCUUAACUUGAUUCAGUUUUCUAAGAAUUAUUUUAGUAUUUCCCUUUAUGGUGGUAUUUUAAUUUAUUUUUAAAACUUGUAAUUAAUUUUUAAAAUUUAAUUUACUUGUAGAUGUACAUACAAUUGUAUGAACGAAUACAGAAGAGUGAUAUCACUGAAAAUGGUGGAAUAGAGACUUCCAGGACUCUGUCUCUGUGUAGAAAUAAUAAGCUAAAACAAUGGUCAGAUUCAACUUUCAGAGAAUUGUGAAAUCCAGUCAAAAACUUACAAUAAACAAGGAAAAGCUUAAUAAAGAAGUUGCUUUAUUAAGUUUUUGCCUUCCACAGCCUUCAGUGACCAGGUGACACUGCUGAUCACCCAUGUUCCACACACCCUUCCUACCAGAUGGGAUGGUGCAUUAAGUGUGACUGUCUUAUUCUUGCCUCUGUAGAGAAUGAGCAAGAGAGAGAGAGAGAGAACAAGCACAAGCCGGGAGAGCAGCAGGCAGAGGGAGAAGCAGGCUCCCCGAGGAGCAAGGAGCCUGAUGCAGGACUCGAUUCCAGGACCCUGGGAUCAUAACCUGAGCCGAAGGCAGAUGCUUAACCGACUGAGCCACCCAAGCCUCCCAGCAACCCUUUUCAAUACAGAUGGAAUCAGAGUAAAUUUCACUCUAGACCUAUUUCCCAAACUGUCAGCAUUAUUGACGCCCCUAUUUUUACUGGAUUAGUGUCAUCAGAUCAAGGCUUAUAGACAUCCCAAAGGCAAGGGGGUGAUGCGCUACACACUCGAUGGGUGAGAACAGAUGAUGCCAGUUGCUGAGACCAAACCCGGCUGUGGAGUGCUGGACCUGAGAUCUCCACCUCCUGUGUCCUCCAGAAGUUGCCAGAAACAAUGUUCAUCUUUUACAUGUUGGUAAUGAGUGUUUCAGGCUUCACCAUUCAGCCUGAGGAACACGCAGUGGCUGCAGAAAACUGCAAAUUUCUUGGCAAGCAUUUCAAAACCGACUUCAGGGUAGAAGGGGAGCCUGUGGUCCUGAGGUGCCCCCAGGCGCAGCUCUGGUUGUGGGCAUCUGUCAGCCCCUAUGUCAACGUGACGUGGCGUAAAAACGAUUCUACUAGAAAGGUCCCUGGGGAAGAAGAGACGCGAAUGUGGAUCCAGGAUGGUGCUCUCUGGAUCUUGCCAGCCUUGCAAGAGGACUCUGGCACCUACAUCUGCACUAUCAGAAAUGCCUCUUACUGUGAUGAAAUGUCCAUUGAGCUCCGGGUUUUCGAGAAGACAGAAGCUUCCCUGCCUUUCAUAUCGUACCCGCAAAUUCUAACCUUGUCAACCUCUGGGUCCUUAGUUUGCCCUGAGCUGAGUGAAUUCACCCAUAACAAAAUGGACGUGAAGAUUCAGUGGUACAAGGAUUCUGUCCUUUUGGAUCAAGACAACGAGAAGUUUCUAAGUGUGAGGGGAACCUCUCGCUUACUCAUCCAAAAUGUGUCUGUGGAGGAUGCGGGUUAUUACACUUGUGCCAUGACAUUCACCCAUGAAGGCAUGCCGUACAACGUGACUAGGAACAUUGAACUACGUGUCAAUAAAAAAGAAGAGGAGACAAUUCCUGUGAUUAUCUCCCCCCACCAGACCAUAUUAGCUUCACUGGGAUCAAGACUGACAAUCCCGUGUAAGGUGUUUCUGGGAGCCGGGACACAGUCGACCACCAUGCUCUGGUGGAUGGCCAACAACACCAGAAUAGAGAAUGCCUACCAGGGAGGCCGCGUGGCCGAGGGGCAGCGCCAGGAAUACUCAGAGAACAAUGAGAACUACAUCGAAGUGCCACUGGUUUUUGAUCCAGUCAUAAGAGAGGAUUUGAACACGGAUUUUAAAUGCCUUGUCCGUAACACACUGAGUUUUCAGACGCUCCGUACCACGGUCAAAGAAGGUACAGAGGAUGUCUCCAGAGUUUGGGGGAGCUGCAAUCAGGCAAAGCCCGGCGAGUCUGCACACCUGUCACCUUGCAGGAUUAACCAUGAGCUGGAGGUCCGGCACUGGGCACCAGGUGGAAAGCAAGCAUGUGGGAAGAUAGAAAAGCUCUAGAGGCAGGGUGCUCUGGCAGGUGAGCGAGAUCCAGGUUUGGGUCUGAGCUCUGUCACCAGGCAUGCCUGUGUGACCUUGGACACAUCACUUGCCCUCUCUGGGCCUCUGUUUUCCCCUGUGUAAAAUAAGUGUCCCUAAGUGACCCAUGAGUUCCUUGCAGAACCAACACUCCUUGACUUAUAAUCAUGGGGCAGUGGAAUCUGAGGACUGUUGUCAUGGGCCAAGUGUCAUCCCAGGGGCCCAAGUAUCACAGCACCGCGGAGGAUGAUCACGUGGCCUUGGCUCUAUUCUGACAUGCAGAGGUGAGGAUGGCCGUGAUUUGGGGCUGAUACACUUGCCGAAUGGAUUUUCCUCAUCAUUUCCAAAUGAGACCCAGAAUGAAUGGGGCUGGGGACACCCCACUAGGGUCUCUGAUUCCAGUUCCUUCACUGAACAGCUCUCUGAUCUUGGGCACAGAGCUAUUACAUUCGCCCUCGGGGGUUUCGCUAGCAGAAUAGGUCUCUUGCUAGGUCGGAGUUUGGACUGCGCCUGUGGCAGCAGCUGCCUGGCGGGGUCGUUCACACCGCGACAGUGAGAACAUCUCAUGGAUUCCAGGGUAAACGGGGAUGGCCUAAGAAUCCUGGCCCACGAUCAACAGCAGACUGGAGCUCCGAGCCGUGGUUUAAAGGGCGUUUUAUUCAACGUGGAUGGAACUGGAGGGUAUUAUGUUGAGUGAAAUAAGUCAAACAGAGAAAGACAUGUAUCAUAUGAUCUCACUGAUAUGAGGAAUUCUUAAUCGCAGGAAACAAACUGAGUGUUGUUG
Mirounga angustirostris (Northern elephant seal) is the source of this 10851-nucleotide messenger RNA. RefSeq names its product interleukin 1 receptor type 2 (gene IL1R2). Gene Ontology annotation, molecular function: interleukin-1 binding; interleukin-1, type II, blocking receptor activity. The record is from RefSeq and is a predicted model, not a curated record. The coding region runs from base 8865 to 10049 and encodes 394 amino acids. The transcript has 12 exons. Lineage: Eukaryota; Metazoa; Chordata; Mammalia; Carnivora; Phocidae.